Molecule: messenger RNA, 2613 nt
Organism: Anoplopoma fimbria (sablefish)
Lineage: Eukaryota; Metazoa; Chordata; Actinopteri; Perciformes; Anoplopomatidae
Gene: gng12a
Product: guanine nucleotide binding protein (G protein), gamma 12a
Exons: 3
Coding region: 338-556 (72 amino acids)
Biological process (GO): G protein-coupled receptor signaling pathway
Cellular component (GO): heterotrimeric G-protein complex
Molecular function (GO): G-protein beta-subunit binding
Source: RefSeq, a predicted model, not a curated record
UCGGAAGAAAGGGAAAAGAGAGAGAGAGGGGGGGCGAGACUGGUCGUACUUGGGAAGAAGGAAGAAAAAAACAAAAAAAAGUAAACGAAAUUAAAUAUUAACACCAGCCGUCAGCGGAAAGUGGAAGCGUUACGGAUCGGCAGCUGUGAAGUCGGCAGUGAGCUCCACGUAGACGCUGCGUGUCUUAACGGUGAAAACACAGCAGUGUGCUGGUGAGCGACACAGCACAGCAAAGGUCUCCUCCCAGUCUGUUGACGGAUACAGUUUGGCUUCAGUGAGAAGGAGAGGCACCACAGCCAGACCUGACUGUACACUACCCAGUGUUGUAUUGCCAAGGAUGUCUUCGAAGGCUCACAGUUCCAAUAACAUCGCCCACGCCCGGCGAACGGUGCAGCAGCUGAGAAUAGAGGCGAGCAUUGAGAGGAUAAAGAUAUCCAAGGCCUCUGCAGACCUCAUGAACUACUGCAGUGAACACGCCAGAAACGACCCUCUCCUUAUGGGCAUUCCCGCCUCAGACAAUCCCUUCAAGGACAAAAAACCCUGCAAUAUAUUGUAGUAGAUGCCACUUCGCAUUCAUGUGUUUAUUAUUUUGCUUAUUAAUGUUGCUGUAUUCUCUUUGUUGGGAGGAGUAAGGGUUGGACUGUGAUCGUAUCAUUGCCAUGUGUUCCACUGUUCUGCUAUCAGUUCAGCAAUUCAACCAGGAUUUUCCUCAAAAAACAGCAGUAUGUAAUGAAAAAAGGAGUCCCCACUAGUGCCACUGUUCAGUUUGAGCUCUGACCACUAACGCUAAGACUUUGGCUGCAUGAGUUGUGAAUGCAUCAGGUACAGAAUGUUAUUUUAUUUGUGGCUUGUAAGAGUAUUGUAACAGCAAUGACACCCCUCAGUGAUGGAUUUGGUCCUUCCUACUGUAUGUACUGUCAUUGGGUGGUGUCUGUUACGGUCUCACUGGUUUUGCCUUAAGUGAAGAGAUUCUUACAGCCAAAGUUUCCUUUCAGUCCUUUACAAGCAUAUUACCUUUAACAUGGAUAAUAAUGGCUCUUAUUAUGUGACCUUAGACUACAAGUAUUUAAAAGAUUUUGUGCAGUUGCGAUCACUGAAUUCAGUGGUCAGCGUUUACAUUGCCAUUCAAAUGUUACCGUGAUGUAUCAUUGAUUAGGGACAGUAUUGUCAAUGAAUCUGGUGUGAAAUUCAGACACUCGAAAGUAUUUGGUAACCCAGCUCUGACUGGUCCACGACAAUCCGCAUGCUGUUUAAUCCAUCGUUUUCCUGUCUGGUAUUUACAGUAUGAUUACCAAGAUACAGUGUUGUCUUUAGCUGAUUUAAUGGUCCAUCAUGUGGAGAUCAUUUCCAUAUGAACAUCGUUAAAUCCAAUAUCAUCUAUGCUCAGAUUGAAGCCAUUGGUAUAAUAUGACCCUGGUGCUGUGAUGCUUUUGUCAGCUGUACAUGUAAAAUACAGCGUGACUGCAGCAAAAAUGAAAAUGCUUUAUCACAUGCAGAAUUCUAAUUCUUUUUUUACUUUAGGGAUCAGCUGACAUUGUGUGCAGGGCAACACUGUGUAAUAAAGACCCUGGGACCAAGCCAAACCAAUGAUACUACGUUUAAAAACAUCUACAUAUGCAUCUGAAUGAAACGAUUUGUAGCCAUUUGCUUCUGAAAUUUUCUUUUUUGGUACGAUAUUUUUAGGGACACUGACGACAUGAAGCAUGUCAGCAAGUGUUGCACAAUACUGUGAGCCAUGCUUAUUUGCGUAUCACAAGUGUCUUAGUUGAGGAAAUGUGCAUAUUGUUGUCUAAAAGUGUUUUUGGUACAGGUACAAAUGGUAGUGUGCAUUGCUGAGAAAACCACUCUCCCAAAACUGCUCUGAACUUUUUCACGUUUUUUAAUUUAUACUAAACAUUUGUGUCGGUGGGGGUCUUCAGUCUUCAGUCUAACAUUACCUUCAUGUUGUGAUUCUUUGGGGGAACAUAUCUGCUACGGUAAAUGUAACAAAAAACAGAAUAAAUAGCAUAAAUUAAGGAAUUUCUUACACUCUAAAGCCUUACUUGUGUUGGCCUUGAAUCAUAACUGGGAGUGCUUUCUUGAAAAAAAAAAAAAAGAAGAGUUUCUAUCGAAUGUUUUUAUCUGUGGGAGGAAAGUGAUUUAUAACAAUAUUGUGCCAUCUGUUUCUGUCUAUAUGUCAAAAAAAGUAAACUGUGUUUCACUAAACUGGUGCUCCGCUUUUCAGCAGUUUUGGUAUUGUUGCCCUCUGCAAAGGGUUCUUUCAGGUCUUCAAAUCAACAACAGCUUGUUAUUAUCCAGUUGUAUUGUAAAUGAUUGUCUCUAAAAGUCAGUUUUCUUUCUUGCAAUAAAUCACUCUGUAUGCUUCAAGUGCAGGAGAAAUUCAGAUUACUACUACAAAUUCAGAUUACUAGUGCCAUGUCACGAUUUCUGUCCAUUCAGCAACUCUGUAAUAGCCUUAUUGUUCCAUUGAUAGCUUAAUUUAACUGUCAGAAUCUGCGUUUUGAUAAAUGUCUUUAUUAAUAUACCAACCUUUGUAUGAAGACUUAACUAAGAUUAAUAAAGUGAAGCAUUCCUAAAGUACAGUAUUGAACUAAUAUAUCAAUAAAGAUGUGC